CUGUCUACUGUCUACUACAUCUAUAGCCAGCCAGGCUACAACAUUCAACAACAAUUGAGUUAUUGUUAUUUAUAUACCUAUUAAAAAAUCAGCUUCUAAUAUGUAUGCAAUGGGUUUUUUCCCACAUUUAUAAUUUUAAACUAUUAGUUUGUCUUCAUACAAUUAAUUUUACAAUAUGGACGUUAAAAGUGUUUCUCCUGAGACAUAUUUGCAAACAGUGGAUAUCAUGAAACCGAAUAUCCAAUAUCAUAAAAUCGACAUACCAAUUCAUCUAUUUGACUAUUUGAAUAGUGACAACUGCAAUUUGGAUAAAAUAUGCCUGUCUUGUCUGUCUAUUAAUAGCCAAUUGAUGUACCCGUUAUUGGACAAGGAUGAGAAUUUAUUAUCAAAUGCUUUCACUGCUGUUACUGCUAUUAAGCCACAUUAUGAGUUACCCACGCAAGUAUGCGCUGCAUGCCAAACAUCAAUACUACAAUUUUAUGAUUUUAAAAUUCAAUGUGAAAAGUCACAUUACAUACUGAAGACUACUCUGCUUGGAGAAUGUGCUUUAGUACAUGAUAAAAAAGAAAAAUUGAACAAAGGGAAGAAUGAAAAUUCACAAAUUGAUAUUUCUCCUAAAUCUAAUCAAGAAAAAGUAGAAUUGGAAAUUAAAGUGGAAUCACCUAAAGAUGAAGAUGCAGUUGAAUACAUUGAAGAUAUCAGUGAUGAUGAGAAACUUUCUGUCAUUGUAAAUACAAUUAAAAAAAGGGAUACAUCGGAAGUGACAGAUAUAAAUGGACCAAUCCUAGUGAAAAAAAAUAAAACCAGAAAGAAACGGAAAUCACAUUAUAAAUGUCAGAUUUGUUCAAAGAGCUUUUUGACAUUGAGCAAACUUCGAAGCCAUGUUAAGAAGCAUGAUGAAAUAACUGAUCUACCUUAUUCAUGUAAACACUGCCAAGAUUCAUUCACCUCUGAGCACGAUCUAAAUCUACAUUUAUCUUUGCACACUGAAGGAUCUAAUUGGAAGUGCAAUAAAUGUCAAAAGGAAUUCAACUCGAAGCCUCUGCUCCGGCGACACAUAGACCGGCACAUGGAUUCGAAGCGCUACUCGUGCGAGACGUGCGGGAAGCCGUUCGCGGAGCUGUACGCGCUGCGCCGACACUCGCGCGUGCACACCGGCGAGGCCGUCGAGAAGAAGUACAAGUGCCAUCUCUGUGACAAACGGUACUCUGACAGCAGCGCGCUGGCGGCGCACGUGCAGCGGCACUCGGGGCUGCGUCCGUGCGCGUGCGACACGUGCGGCAAGGGGUUCCCGUCGGCGCGGCUGCUGGCCUCGCACCGCCGCGUGCACUCCGACCACAAGCCGCACGCCUGCCGCUACUGCCACAAACGAUUCCGCCACGAGUCUUCGCGGAACACGCACCACCGCACCCACACCGGCGAGAAGCCGUUCGUUUGCUCUCAGUGCCCGAAGACCUUCAUACAGAGCUCCAACCUCAGGCAGCACAUGAGGACGCAUACUGGAGAAAAACCACACACGUGCAAAGUCUGCGGUAAUUCAUUCUCGUCGAGCUCCACGCUGAAGGCGCACGAGCGCGUCCACACGGGGGAGCGACCCUACCAGUGCAACGUCUGCGGGAAGCGAUUCAGUCGUAUGAACCUGCGCGCUCACAUGGCGACACACACGGGCGAGCGGCCCCACGAGUGCAGCGUCUGCCACAAGCGGUUCCUGUACCUCACGCGACUGCGCGACCACGCACGGGUACAUACAGGUGAAAGGCCCUUCGUAUGUGAGAAUUGCCAACAAGCGUUCCCAACGAAAUCGCACCUGGUGCGGCAUGUUAAAUCUCAUCAUAACGACAAAGUGAAACAACAAAUUAUUAAAAACAGAAAAACGAAAAUACUGAACAGAUUAAUUAAUGAAACCAUAUGUGAUAAUAAUAAAGGCGUUGAACAUAUUGAGGAGAUUGAAAAAGCAAACGACACUGAAUGUAGAACAAUAAUGUUUGACACCGAAGAGGGACCCCUGGAGGUCAGCGGCGAAUUAGUUCUUGAAGACGAUAGCAACAUUAAAACAGAAGUUUUAGUUUUUGACAACAGUCAAAAUUUCCAAAGUGCGAACAUACUGAACGCUAGCGAAAUAAUCGUCAAUGACUAUGCUAAUAAUUUAGUGGCGGUGAGCGACGGCGAUACUAUAUCCGCGACGAGCGCAGUUCUAGAGGGAACCACAGUAAAGCUCUACCAGUUAGACCAAAGUUUAUUACAAAUUCACAAUGCAGGUGGGCGGGUUACUAUUAGCAAAAUAACUAGUAAGAUGACUGCUAAUUUUUAAUGUUAUUCAUAAUUUUAAAUAUAUAAAAAAAGAUUUUCAUUCUAAAAUUCAUGUUGUUUUACUUCUCCAAGACGUAAUAAUUCAACAGGAAAGAAUAAAUCACAUUUUUAUUAGAACUUAACAGAAUACUGUAAAUUAAAACUAUAAUCUAUAAACUAGCACAUUUAAAUGCUUUAAAACCAUGUUGAUUUCUUUGCAGCUUCAUAUUUCUUAAUGUUCACUAACAUUGAUUCAUAAAUUUCUUUGGCAUUCCUAUUCUGUCCAUAAUAAUCGACAAAUUCACCAUCUGGAUUAACUAAAUAAACUAUAAUGGUGUGGUCAACCUGGAACAAAAAAUGUGUCUUUUAACUUAAAUUUAGCUGUUUUUUCUUUUUUUUUGGACAUGAUAAAGAAAAUGCAUUUUUUUGGAACGAAGUUCCUUAUGAGACGAUGCGGAGGGGUACCCUAACCAGGAAAAAACAUCCGUAACGUAAGAUUUUUAUUAUUUAUGUAUAGUCUUAGUAUGAUGGCUAUACAUAUAUAGUCUACGUGAUGACGGUUAUUAUUAUUAUUAUUCAUAUAAAUAGCUGUUUCUUUUUAUAUUAUUAUUAUAUAUUUUUUAUAAAUGAUUGUGAAUAAAAUAAAGUUGAUAACUUUGUAAAA
Molecule: messenger RNA, 2953 nt
Organism: Bombyx mori (domestic silkworm)
Lineage: Eukaryota; Metazoa; Arthropoda; Insecta; Lepidoptera; Bombycidae
Product: zinc finger protein 271
Exons: 13
Coding region: 176-2311 (711 amino acids)
Biological process (GO): regulation of transcription by RNA polymerase II
Cellular component (GO): nucleus
Molecular function (GO): RNA polymerase II cis-regulatory region sequence-specific DNA binding; DNA-binding transcription factor activity; zinc ion binding
Source: RefSeq, a predicted model, not a curated record